Coregonus clupeaformis (lake whitefish) is the source of this 2464-nucleotide messenger RNA. Its product is annotated as growth hormone-regulated TBC protein 1-A-like. The transcript is spliced from 7 exons. The coding region runs from base 191 to 1123 and encodes 310 amino acids. The record is from RefSeq and is a predicted model, not a curated record. NCBI's taxonomy places the organism in Eukaryota, Metazoa, Chordata, Actinopteri, Salmoniformes, Salmonidae.
UUCUGACUCCUGCUAGCUAGACUCUGAUUGGAACUGAAACAUUGCUGUGGACCCGCUUGGCUUUGACUCUAUUGUAAACCCUGUGUGGUGUCUUCAGUGUGGACCCGAAUGGCUGUGACUCUGUUUCAGUGUGGACCCGUAUGGCUUUGAGCGGUCAAAGGACUUUGACUAUGAGUCGUAUGAGGAGCUGAUGUCAGAGUACCUGGCCGUGCUCACCAGAAGGUCCAUCAGGUGGUCCAAGCUGCUGCAGGGCCGGGGACGGCUGGAGAAGAGUAUCAAGGUGAAACGGUAUGUGCGUAAGGGCGUGCCCAACGAGCACCGAGGGUUGACCUGGAUGGCAGCCAGCGGGGCCCAGGAGCACCUGGAGAAGAACCCAGGCUACUAUCACUCUCUACUGGACACUACGAAGCAACAGCACGACCCCAAGCUGGUGGACUCCAUACGCACAGACUUGAACAGGACCUUUCCUGACAACGUCCAGUUCCGCAAGACGUCGAACCCGUGUCUCCAGAAAACCCUGUACAACGUGCUGCUAGCGUACGGACACCACAACCCGGCUGUGGGCUACUGUCAGGGCAUGAACUUCAUCGCUGGGUACCUCAUUAUCAUCACUAAAGAUGAAGAGAAAUCAUUCUGGCUGAUGGACGCUCUGCUGGGCAGGAUACUACCAGACUACUACACCCCGGCCAUGCUGGGUCUGAAGAUGGACCAGGAGGUUUUAGGGGAGCUGGUGAGGACCAAAGCCCCAGUUGUGUGGCAGGCCAUGGGGCAACACAACGUCAUGUGGACCCUGGUGGUCUCCAGGUGGUUCAUCUGCCUCUACAUAGACGUCCUGCCUGUAGAGACGGUUCUGCGUAUCUGGGACUGUCUGUUCUACGAGGGUUCUAAGAUCCUGUUCCGUGUGGCUCUGACAUUGAUAAGGAACCAGCAGGCUGAGGUCCAGCAGGCUGGUUCCCUGCCUGACGUCUGUGACAGCUUCAAACACAUGACCAGAGGCCCCUAUGUAGAGGACUGCCACACCUUCAUGCAGAAAAUCUUCACGGAACCCGGAAGCCUCUCCAUGGCAACCAUCACCAAGCUCCGGGAGAUGUGUCGAGCACGCAUCAUCGCUGAGGAGUCCUGACCCCAUCCUCCUGACCUGUCAAUCAAACACUACACAUUCCGGGCUGGGUCCCAACACUCCUUAAUGGUCUCCUCUCUUUGGCUCCUAUCCCUCACUGUUGGGACAGUCCCUAGACUGUUUUGCCUGACUACCAUGUAGCUAUGUAGACUACCAUGUAUGGAGACCACCAGAGGUGAAAGUAAGGCGGUACGUCCGGUAUGGAGUACCGGCAAAAUAAUUAGUAGCUAUCCUGUGGAGGUACACCGUACUGGUUAAACAUGAGCCUAUCACAAUAAGGAACAACAAAGACGGAAAGGAAACUUUUGGCUAUUACACUAUCAAUACCACAUGAAAGUCGCAUGAAAAAAAAACACAAUUGUGAAUGGACAUGGAAAAACGUAUGGAAUACGCUCCAAAAUGCGGUGUGGUUCGGCCAUAAGUGACAUUUUGCAAAGGCAGAGAUGAUUGGCCGAGACCGAGGCGGUCGGACAGCAGUGGACAUAUCAAUGCAGGUUACCAGUCUGCUGUAGCCCUGAUAAAUGACCAUCACUGGAUAUCAUUCAUUACACCUUUUUGCUGUCUUUCCAUUCAUCAAAUGGCAGGUGCACAGUGCGCUGUAGAGAUGCAGGAAUUCAAAAUGGUUUUCAGUCCAGCAUUGGUCAUAAUCUGUGUUUGGGAAACCACCCCUAGAUGUAUUUAGUUCAUGUAGACCUGAAUGUAUACAUGUAGCUAGAUAGAUGGCGUGCUUGUCUUAAAUCUCACCCUGCUAACUGACGAUUCCAUUGUGUCCCCCAAAUGGCACCCUAUUCCUGACGUAGUGCAAAAGUAGUGCACUAUAUAGGGAAUAGGGUGCCAUUUGAGCCACAACUCAUGUGAGAUUCAUGUUGCCGCCUGAAGCUAGUCUUAACAGGAGGAAGACCAUUUCAUUUAAGAAAAAUAUUUGAAUUCUAUGACUUUGCACUUUUCUCCUCCCAGAGUGGAUGAGAUCACUGAUGACGUUGGGAAGUAGACUUGACGCGUAUGGUACGUUGUUGAGCGUAUGGUACGUUGUUGAGCGUAUGGUACGUUGUUGAGCGUAUGGUACGUUGUUGAGCGUAUGGUACGUUGUUGAGCGUAUGGUACGUUGUUGAGCGUAUGGUACGUUGUUGAGCGUAUGGUACGUUGUUGAGCGUAUGGUACGUUGUUGAGCGUAUGGUACGUUGUUGAGCGUAUGGUACGUUGUUGAGCGUAUGGUACGUUGUUGAGCGUAUGGUACGUUGUUGUACAUUGUACAUGAAUGAUGAAGUGUCCGUUGUAGUUCACUAGCCCCAGUCUUUGAACACCAGACACUAUUAAAUAAGCUACUCUGACUCUCCUCCUUCA